Molecule: messenger RNA, 3864 nt
Organism: Scophthalmus maximus (turbot)
Lineage: Eukaryota; Metazoa; Chordata; Actinopteri; Pleuronectiformes; Scophthalmidae
Gene: lrrc38b
Product: leucine rich repeat containing 38b
Exons: 2
Coding region: 701-1576 (291 amino acids)
Cellular component (GO): voltage-gated potassium channel complex
Molecular function (GO): voltage-gated potassium channel activity; potassium channel activator activity; transmembrane transporter binding
Source: RefSeq, a predicted model, not a curated record
GCUCAGACACGCCUCCUCCCGGGACGAGGAGAGGGAGAGGGAGAUAAACCAUGGUCGCUCCAGAGGCAGACGUUGGACUGUGCAGCUCAGCGCUGCCGUCGUCUUCCAUCAGGCUGCUUCUCUCUUCUCCCUCCACAGAGAGCGAGUCGCUGAGCGCUGCCGCGUCUUCACAGCAUGUCGCAGGACAUCGGGAGGUAGAGAGGGAAUAAUCCGGGGGGGGGGGGGGAGGGGGGCAGCUCACCGCUCUUGAGCGAUGGUCCGCGAGCUUCUCUCUCUGCGUUCAGACCGACAGUCGUUUCUACACAGAGACCUGGGAGUGAUGGAGGGACGCAGCUCGUCAUGCUUCAGUCACAGCUUCAUAAAUCCUCUGGUGUCACCGUGUCCUGUGCGUGUCACCGCCGGCAGAGCCACCGUGGGGUAACGGAGCCCCUGGCUCCUCAUCACUCGCCGCUCGCUCGUGUCUGUUUACCUCUCCUCAUCCUCCCUCCCCUCUCUGCUUACGACAGAGCAGUCUGUUGUUCCAUCAGGCAGCUCGCUACAUGAGACGGUUCUCCUCACCGAGGCAGGAUGUUCCUUGACCAGGAUUGAUCCCCGUUCACCCCCUUUUCACGCUCCCCUUCCCUCCCCUCGAUCUCCUGCCCUCUGACCCCCACCCUGACCCGAUCCUCUUCCCCUCCUCUUUCUUUUCACCCCCUCGACCAUGUUGCCAUGCGUCUGCUGGCUCCAACCUAUCCUCAUCUUGUUGUCCUCUGUCUCAUGGACCCGGGGGGAAAACUGCCCAGCGACCUGCAUGUGCCCAGACCCUCACACCGUGGACUGCAGCGGCCGCGGACUGACCCGUCUACCCAACGAGAUCCCGCUGGACGUGCGCAGGCUUUUGCUUUCUGACAACUGGAUAGCCCGCAUCCCCUCGGACUUCCUGGUUCUGUACAGUGACUUGGUGUACCUGGACCUCCGGAACAACUCGCUCUCCCACAUAGAGCCGGGGACGCUCAGCACCUCCUCCCGGCUGGUGUUCCUGGAUCUGGGCAGCAACAAUCUGACUGAGAUCCCCAAGGGGACGUUCGGGGAGUCCCGCAGCCUGAUCAAACUCCGGCUGGGCAACAACCCGUACCUGAGCAUGGUGAGUGAGGAGGCGUUCCUGGGCCUCACCUCGCUCAGAGAACUGGAACUGGAGCGUAAUGCGCUGUCGACCCUCGACGUGGGGGCCCUGACCCAGCUGCCCUCGCUGCGGGUGGUGAGGCUGGAGGGCAACCCCUGGGUGUGCAACUGCAACUUUGCCAGCCUGUUCGCGUGGCUGAUGGAGAACAGCCACAAGCUUCCCAACGGAGUGGAAGGUAUGGAGUGUUCCCUCCCCAUGGACGGCCGGCGCGUCUCGCUGACCCAGCUGUCGCAGGACAGUUUCCGCGAGUGCCAGAACACGCUGACGCUGACGGACCUGCUCAUCAUCAUCUUCUCUGGCAUCUCCGUGUCCGUGGUGGCCAUCAUGACCAGCUUCUUCCUGGCUUCCACCGUUCACUGCUUCCAGCGCUGGAGCAAAGGCGCCAAAGGGGACGAGGAGGAGAGUGAGGAGUGAACAGGACCACUGACUCAGGGCCCGAGUGGGACGGUGGACCUCCACCAGUGAACCGCAGACAGUGUGAGCUACGUGUGAGGAGGUUCAUGCUGCUGCAGGUGAACAGGUCCUGGUGCGGUUGCACAUGGACUUCUGAAAUAUGGAAACAAAGGACAUUCCCGAGGAAUAAGCCAAAGUCCCGACAGGUGAGGCCCGGCUCCACUCUCCCGGUGUGAGAGCUCAGUAUUAGACACAGUCCGGCUGAAACCUUUUUAAUGAGAGUGAUAGAUUUUUAAAACAGACGUGUUGCUGCUGUGCUGUUGCGUUAGUCUUAAGCCAAUAACUGAAAUAACAUCGAACCACAUGAACGUCCAACUGUAACGUGACAUCAAACCUGAGUCGAGACGUUUCUCCACACGACCAGCGACCUCAGUAUCUACCUGCCUGUAACACGACGUAGUGACACAUCCUGUCAUUCAUCACGUCUCUUCUGGACAAACUCACUCACCCAGAUUCAGAGCAACGAGAAGGCGACGGUGUUGUAGCAGAAGGAUUCAGACUGUGAGGAGACGUCCGGUAGCUGAUGUGCUGUAGGCAGGUCGAGUAUAUUCAUGAUGUAAUCACAGAAGAAAACAAUGUACAAACCGAUAUAUCAAUCAAAGGAUGUACUGUAUGUUCCUUAGAUCGAUUACAGCGAACUGUGUAGAAAGAAACUCAUAAAAUAACUACAGUAUAAUCGUGAAAAUUAAGGCUUUAAAUGAUGGUAUUAAAAUAGAAUCUGUGUAGAACUCGUGUCAAACUAUGACGCACUUUAAAAACUCCUAAACACACAAUAUAUAAAUGUGUAACUGGUUCUGUCGUCUGCCAAAGAUCGGAGGUGUUGGAGAAGGAGUUGAAUAUAAGUUUUUUAUAGAGGUAGUGAAAGAUCCUGAAUAUCUGUACGCAUCACGUCACAGUUAUCGUUACAUAUUCUCACUUCAAAACAUAUAGUCGUCUGCUGGUUUGUUUCACGAGGAAUAAAUAAUAAUGUCUAUCGUAUUUGAGAUAUAAAGAACAUGUAGCCUACAUCAUGGUGAUUUUACUAAAGAUCUUCCAAUAUCUUCAUGUUUGCAUAACCAAACGUCUAACUGUAGAAACAGAACAGUCAGAUCUAAACAAAUAAAAAAGUGCCCCGAGUCUCAUGGGUUUCUGUUUGUCAUAUUUUAAUCCUCCAUGAUUAGUGAUUUUUUUUCCAUCCCUAAAGCUUCUGACUUUGCUUCUGGAAUAACUGGCUGAAGUUGAGAUAUGAAGCAGAAAGAAUAUCGAGUCUCUGAAUACAAAAAGAGCCGUGAACAAAAAGUGGUCAUUUCUGUGUUUAACAAAAGGAAACAAGUCGUAACUCUGAAGCACGUUCAGCAGAAACGACAAUAAAUCAAUAAAUCAAUGAAUGAGGCCUUAUUUGUUUUCAUAGUUUUUCAUUAGUAUCAAUAAAAGCACAAAGAUUUCACAGGAAGUAAAUCCUUGUUCACGUCACAUGUCCCAGUAAACUUCCAUUCAUCGCAUGUUGUGAUGAAAGAUUUCUACUGUACAGAUGUGAUGUGUUUAAAACAAGAUGGACACCUUUCACUAAGCCCCUCCCCUCAUCAGCAGCUGUCCAAUCACUGCUCAGUAACUGUAACUAAGGGCGUUGACAGGUUUCUACACUUUGACUCAUAAAGCAGCAUCCUAACAGAGAGGCACUGGAUUUCAUAUUGGACAUAAGUUCUUGUCUCUUUAGUUGAUACUUGGAACUCGACUCCAGAUGAAAGUUUAAAAUCAUGUAGUUUCCAGUUGGUGACGUGACGAGCAGGUUGAUCAGAGGAGUUUUAUACAUAUCAUUAUCAUUUCCAACUACUGUGUAGUUACUGUAUAUUAACAAAUGAUCAUGUUAGCUUAGCUGUUAGCUUGAGGCAUAUGUUAGCAUGACAUGUUCAUUUCGCUAAGUCAUUUAGUUUGGUACAUUAGAGCAUGCACGCUUCAGUUUCCUUCAGUAUACAGUUCAGAUUCAUGUCUAUUUUUCUAUUAAACCUUUCACAAUAAAGCGUUUGUUUAUUCUGUCAGUCCCCAAAGUAUUAUGGUUAUUAUUUUUGAACAGAGACACUACCGUUUUAUUUGUUGUUCUGUGUAUUGUCAGAUAAAUGUCAGAGCGACUCAGUUGUACAUGAAGUGACACGACAGUGUGAUGUUGCUGCUGCAGCUGAAUUCAUUUCCAAAUGUCAGACAGACAAUAAGUGUAUCUGUAUAUUGAUGUUUGGUAAAAGAUAAAAUGAAAAUAAAAACCUUUUUCUGUC